This is a messenger RNA of Alligator mississippiensis (American alligator), 1806 nucleotides long. Its product is annotated as caspase-1. The coding region runs from base 104 to 1291 and encodes 395 amino acids. Lineage: Eukaryota; Metazoa; Chordata; Crocodylia; Alligatoridae. Gene Ontology annotation, biological process: regulation of apoptotic process; proteolysis. Gene Ontology annotation, molecular function: cysteine-type endopeptidase activity. The record is from RefSeq and is a predicted model, not a curated record. The transcript is spliced from 9 exons.
GGGCCAGGCUUGCUUUCACUUUUGAAAUUCCCUCUGAAGUUACCAAAAGAAUCUGCGGAGCUCUACCAGCAUUUUGUGGGGCACCCUUUGGGCCUGAGGGACGAUGGCGGAUAAGAAGUUAAAGGAAGUGCGGACGAUGUUUGUGGAGAGAGUUAGUGAUGGCGUGAUUGCCCCCGUCCUGGACGACCUGCAGGACAAACGGGUACUGAACCAGGAUGAAGCAGAGAAUGUGCGGGCAGAGAGGAGGAGGGCCGAACAAGCCAGGUACCUGAUCGAUGUGGUGAUGAGGAAGGGUCUUAAAGCCAGCACCAUAUUCAUCCAGUGCCUCCAUGACAGAGACCCCUUACUGGCUACAGAACUAGGGCUGGAUGCCUCCUCUGGGGCUCCAGCUACAGUACCGCUUAUGACCCCCAGCCCAACAGCUCAGACCUCUGCUGCUCAAGCCCAACCAGCGCAAUGUGAGGAAUGGAUCCAGAAAUGCCCGCUAGCCGAGCUCCAGCGGAUAAAGAAAAGUGAGGGAAAUGAGAUCUAUGACAUCUUUGACCCAAAGACAAGGACCCGCCUGGCCCUGAUCAUCUGCAAUAUUGAGUUUCGUUACUUCAAAAGGAGGGAUGGAGCUGAAAUGGAUGUGGAAAAUAUGGAGAAGCUUCUGAAAGAGCUGGGGUACAAGGUGGAAGUCAAGUGGAACUUAACCUCCCAGGACAUGGCUGAGACUCUGAAGCAGUUUGCUGCCCGGGAUGAGCACCAGACCUCAGAUAGCACCUUCCUAGUGCUCAUGUCACACGGAGUUAAGGCUGGCCUUUGUGGGACUGAUAGCAAAGAUGAGUCCACAGACCUUCUUUUGAAUGACUCCAUCUUCAGUGCAUUCAACAACAAGAACUGCAAGGCGCUAAUGCGGAAGCCUAAGGUGAUCAUAAUUCAAGCUUGCCGUGGAAAGAACGAAGGACGUGUAUUUGUGAGUGAUUCUGCAGGGUCUCCAAGCGAUGAUACUUCUAUUACUGUCCUGUCUCCUGAAGAGUAUGAAGAUGAUUCUGUUGAACAAGUCCACCUAGAGAGCGACUUCAUUGGUUUUUAUUCCACCACACCAGACACCAUGGCCUGGAGAGAGAAAAAAACUGGCUCCAUUUUCAUCACACGAUUGACAGAAUAUCUGCGAAAACACGCCUGGAACUGCCCCUUGGAGGAGAUCUUCCGAAAGGUCCAGAAUUCCUUUGACGAUUUUCCACGGCAGAUGCCUACAAAGGAAAGAACAACCUUCAAGAAAAAGUUCUACCUCUUUCCAGGCCACUAAGCCAAACCUUCCAAUAUUCCUUGAAUCACAAAGCUUUCACCGCCCGGCGCUGGAUUUAUGCUUUGGCAGAUCCCUGCUUCAAUUUGCUGCUCCUUCCCAGGCAAGGGCCUGUGACCAUCAGCCACAGUAAACAAAAUCCAGGACACGUUUAAUCUUCUCUGACUAGAGGAAAGGAUGUUUCUUCCAAGAAUGGAUCUGAAACGUUGUCCCUUUCCUAGGUUCAGUUCUUAGUACUCAAGGCCACACUUUGUUCCGUGUUUUGGAAGAUGAUCACAUUUGAGACCUGAGUCCAAGUUUGUGCCUAACAGCUGCAACAGAACCUGGCCCUCACUGUUGAUCGCAGUUUCUAAUUCUGUUAAAUCAGUAUUUAUAUGUCCUUACAACGAUCCGCUCUUUCCCCGCUCUUUCGCGCUGUCCAUUCACAAUGUUAUGAUGAGCAUGUCAUCCAUGAUUUCCCCAGAUCACUAAUGUUCGGUAAUGUUCCCGUGACAAUAAUAAAUGUGAAGCAAAAGUCA